Molecule: messenger RNA, 2943 nt
Organism: Marchantia polymorpha subsp. ruderalis
Lineage: Eukaryota; Viridiplantae; Streptophyta; Marchantiopsida; Marchantiales; Marchantiaceae
Source: the annotation of a GenBank genome assembly
GUGGCCCCUCGGGAAACUGAAGAGUGUGACCUGAACCAUUUUGGACGCCCAGAGGGAGAGGGAGGCGGAGGUCUAGAAGGUCACUAACAAUAAUCUUAAAGCCGGACCCAAGUUUACAGCUCCGGUAUCAUUGCCAGGAGAAUGAAGCUGUCGGCCUCGUCGCUUCUUCUCCAAAGUUGCAAGGUCUGUUGGGGUCGUGCCGCCUGGUCCGCUGCAGGAGCUUCGUCUCUUGGUUCCGGGCCGAGGACUCUCGUCUUCUCCGCGUCAUCUUGUGCAGGAGCUGCGAGGAUAAGUGGAGUUUCGGCCGCUCUUGGAGAGCAUUCGCGGUAUCCGACUUCUAGUGGCAGUCGUCCCCGCAGAGCUUCUGCCAAAUCCGCGAGUUCUCUGCACCUCUUCUCCUCGGCCCGUCUGCGCACCUCGGCGGCCUGCUGCGGCUCCAGUCGCGCUCUCUCGUCCGCGAUCAUGGCUUUCGAGAAGAUCAAAGUCGAGAACCCCAUCGUGGAGAUGGACGGCGACGAGAUGACCAGAAUCAUCUGGCAGAUGAUCAAGGACAAGCUGAUCUUCCCCUUUCUGGACAUCGACCUGAAGUACUUCGAUCUCAGCAUCGAGCACCGCGAUGCCACCGACGACCAGGUGACCGUCGACAGCGCCGAAGCCACUCUCAAGUACAACGUCGCCGUCAAGUGCGCCACCAUCACCCCCGACGAGGGUCGCGUCAAGGAGUUCGGGCUCAAGGCUAUGUGGAAGAGUCCCAAUGGAACCAUUCGAAACAUUUUGAAUGGAACUGUUUUCCGCGAGCCAAUUGUGUGCAAGAACAUCCCCCGCUUGGUCUCCGGCUGGAACACCCCGAUCUGCAUUGGAAGGCACGCUUUUGGGGAUCAGUACCGCGCCACGGAUACCGUGAUCAAGGGACCCGGAAAGCUGAAAUUGGUUUUCGUUCCCGAAGGGGGCGCCUCGCCGACCGAGCUAGAUGUCUAUGAUUUCGAGGGUGAGGGUGGUGUGGCUAUCGCCAUGUACAACACCGAUGAGUCGAUCCGCGCCUUCGCCAAGUCUUCGAUGACCAUGGCUCUCUCCAAGGGCUGGCCUUUGUACCUCAGCACCAAGAACACAAUUUUGAAGAAGUACGAUGGCAGAUUCAAGGACAUUUUCCAAGAAGUCUUUGAGGCCGAGUACGAGAGUAAGUUCAAGGAAGCCGGCAUCUGGUACGAGCACCGCCUCAUCGAUGAUAUGGUGGCGUACGCCAUUAAGAGCGACGGUGGAUACGUGUGGGCUUGCAAGAACUACGACGGAGAUGUCCAGAGCGACAUGCUCGCCCAAGGAUUCGGAUCACUGGGUCUGAUGACGUCCGUGCUCAUGGCUCCCGACGGUAAAACCAUCGAGUCCGAGGCCGCCCACGGAACUGUCACCCGACACUACAGGGUUCACCAGAAGGGUGGGGAGACCAGCACCAACAGCAUUGCGUCCAUCUUCGCGUGGACCCGGGGUCUUGCGCACCGGGCUGUCCUCGACGACAACGCAAAAUUGGGAGAGUUUGCCGAGAAGCUGGAACAUGCUUGCGUCGGCGUCGUGGAGGCGGGAAAGUUCACCAAGGAUCUUGCGAUCCUUGUCCACGGACCGAAGACCACGAGGGAGCAGUACUUGAACACGGAAGAGUUCAUCGAUGCAGUUGCGGACGAUUUGAAGACCAGACUCUCUGCAUAAGGCCCACGCGGCGGGGAAGGAGAUGAUCGUUUGCCUUCCAUUUGGCUUCAUCUUUCAGGCCAUCUCAGACCUGUAUGGAUUGGGGGCUUUGCUGUCAGAUUCGUCGCACUUGGUGGGUGGCGGAUCGUUCAAAGCCGUGAAAUUCAUAGAGGUCGUCCUCUUUUGCAGCUCAAACCAGUUGGAGCAUCCUUCGAAAUUGUUUCUGCUUGAUGGCGGUCGGUGAUUCGUAACUCGCUGCUUGACUUGUAGUAGGUCAGGAGUUUUGUGUGUCUAAAACAUGUAGGCUCCUUCUUGGUCCGAGGGGCAAAUUGCAUUCAUGCACUCUUACAGAAGUUGUAAGUGAAUUAUGGGCCUGGAACCGUUAUUUGACCCGAUUCAGGGAGUGUCAAAUUGGAUUCGCGAAGAAACAAAAUUCUACUCUGGCUCUGAACUGUGCACAGUUCCGUGUUCCUGACAACUGGAAGCUGCAGGGCGAUCCUGACUGGAUUGCCUUAAGCCAAAUGUCGGGGAAUUCAUCUCUCCCAUCAGCUUUUACCGUCGGUGAAGAGCACAGAGGAGUUGACCCGAACGUCCUGAUCGCUACUAUUGCUCACGAAUCGAUGUAAAAUUUCAGCAAUAUAAACUUUGGGGAACUUCAGCAGUUUAAGCGGCGCUCAGCUUUAGCAUGUCGUGCUGCUAAUGAUUGCUUCUAAUUUGAAUUAGGGCACUCCAAAAUUUGACGUUAAAUCCUCCUGGCUUUGUUCUGGCUGACCACAGCAGGCAGCGCUGCGCAUACGGCCGAUCAGAGAAUAGUAAAUAGUAGUGAUUGUAGGGAGGAUCAAAUGUACUUCGACAUUAAUUUUUUAUAAGAUAGACACGAUCGGAGGCAUCGGCGUUUAAUGCUAUCAUGUCAUGUUAUUUCACAUGUCCCAUUGUACGUCACGAGCACAUAUUUUACUUUAUGGAAAGUCUGAUAUUAGUUUGCGAGCUCGCAUUGGUUAGCCUUCAAAUAUGUCAGAUACUAUCUCAAUGUCGAAAUCCUUCUUUGGUGGUGGAGAAUCUUCACAUCAUUAUGAACGGAUAAAGCAGCAAUCUUACUUACAGUGUAUUUCGGGUGAAAUUUGAACCUAUGCCGUUAAAGCAAGUCCUCUCACGAGUGAAUGAAACGCUUCGACGGAAUUAUCCAAUCUUCUUGUAAGAACGGCUGUAUGAAACUCAGCAUGAAGCGUCUAAUAAAAGAAGAAACCGUCUCGAUGUCGCCGA